Lactuca saligna is the source of this 2051-nucleotide messenger RNA. Lineage: Eukaryota; Viridiplantae; Streptophyta; Magnoliopsida; Asterales; Asteraceae. The record is from the annotation of a GenBank genome assembly.
CAUACUAAUAUUAUAAAUAUGCGUCUUGAAUAUGCGUCAGAAUCAUCCGACCGUUGGCUAAGAUUACAUCGCCUCUUCUCUCUUCCAAUUCAUUCGAUCUCUGAUCAUUACAAGAGAAAUUAAUCAAUCAUCACCGAAUCAUCUGCUGAUUUAAUUACAGAUAAACACAACUUCAUCUGGAUUUAUAAACCCUAGUUCUGCGAUUUUCUUGGAUGAAAUCAAUCCAAUGCAUUGGUGUUGCAGCAAGAGAUUGAAUCAUAAUCAUCGGAGUAUAAACAGCAACGAAUCUCAUCAAUCUGGUUUUGGCUCUGAAUAUGAUGAAACCCUUUCGGGGGAAGUUAUUAUUUGCCCUCGAAUAUAUCAAUCGAAGAGAGACUUCGUCGUCCUCGGUGGUGCUAGGGCUUUUUUGAUAGAGAAAAAAUAAAAAUUAGGGGAUCAUUAUGCAGCUACACUUCUCACCUAGUAUGAGAAGUAUAACGAUAUCGAGCAGCAAUGGAUUUAUCAAAUUGAUGAAGAUCAAGGUCGCAGCUCGUCAUAUUUCAUAUCGUACUCUGUUUCAUACCAUCCUCAUUCUCGCGUUCUUGUUGCCAUUCGUUUUCAUCCUCACUGCUAUCGUUACCCUUGAAGGUGUCAACAAAUGCUCCUCAAUUGAUUGUUUAGGAAGGCGUUUGGGACCAAAGCUUCUUAAGAGGGGUGAUGAUUCAGGGAGGAUUGUUAGUGAACUUUACAAUCUUCUUAAUCAAGUGAACUCUGUAGAAGUCCAAGAAGAUGUAAAACUCCCUGAUAACUUCACACAUCUUAUCACAGAAAUGAAAAGCAACAAAUAUGAUGCAAAGGAAUUUGCUUUUAUAUUGAAACAAAUGAUGGAAAGAUCAGAAAAGGAGAUUAAAGAAUCAAAAAUUUCAGAAGUAAUGAACAAACACAUUGCAGCAACUUCAAUCCCAAAAUCUCUCCACUGUCUUUCCCUCCGUUUAACCGAUGAGUAUUCCUCCAACGCCCACGCAAGGCGGCAGUUACCCUCACCGGACCUCCUGCCGCUCCUCUCCUCCGCCUCCCACCACCACUUCAUCCUCUCAACCGACAACAUCCUGGCGGCAUCAGUGGUGGUUAACUCUGCCAUCCAGUCAUCUGCUUCGCCUGAAAAAAUGGUGUUCCAUGUCAUCACUGAUAAGAAAACAUAUGCAGGAAUGCAUUCGUGGUUUGCUUUGAAUUCUCCAUCUCCUGCCAUUGUUGAAGUGAAGGGUGUUCAUCAGUUUGACUUUUUGACCAGAGACAAUGUUCCUGUUGUUCAAGCUCUGGAGGAUCUUGAUGGGGUUAGGGAUUAUUAUUAUAAUGGGAAUUAUGUUUCAAGGGAGGUGUUUAGGGGUAGUUUCGGGAUUUCACCAAGGGUAUUUGCGUCCAAGUUGCAGGCGAGAAGCCCGAAGUAUAUUUCGGUGUUGAAUCAUCUUCGCAUUUAUUUACCAGAGCUGUUCCCAAACCUUGAAAAAGUGGUGUUUUUAGACGACGAUAUUGUGAUACAACGUGACUUAUCUCCACUUUGGGAUGUUGACCUUGGUGGAAAAGUCAACGGAGCAGUUGAAACAUGUAAAGACCCUCAAGAAUGCGCAUGGGCUUAUGGGAUGAAUAUUUUUGACUUAAAAACAUGGAGAACCACUAACAUUAAAAAAACGUACCACACUUGGUUAAAACAGAAUUUGAAGUCGAAUUUGACAUUGUGGAGACUUGGGACACUUCCGCCGGCUUUAAUUGCGUUUAGAGGUCAUGUUCAUGGGAUUGACCAAUCAUGGCAUAUGUUGGGGUUAGGCUACCAAAACAAGACUAACAUUGAAAAUGUGAAAAAAGCGGCUGUGAUCCACUACAAUGGUCAAUCUAAACCAUGGUUAGAGAUAGGAUUCGAACAUCUUCGCCCUUUUUGGUCUAAAUACGUUAACUACUCCAAUGAUUUUGUCAAGGGUUGUCAUAUCUUGGAGUAGGAGUGUUUUUGUCGAUAUUUUAGAAGAGAACCAAAUUUUAGUAUAUAAAGAUUUGUUUUUUUUUUUUUUUUUUUUUUG